This is a messenger RNA of Letharia columbiana, 741 nucleotides long. RefSeq lists its product as uncharacterized. The transcript has a single exon. Gene Ontology annotation, molecular function: ribonucleoside-diphosphate reductase inhibitor activity. The record is from RefSeq and is a predicted model, not a curated record. Lineage: Eukaryota; Fungi; Ascomycota; Lecanoromycetes; Lecanorales; Parmeliaceae. Gene Ontology annotation, cellular component: nucleus; cytoplasm. The coding region runs from base 1 to 741 and encodes 246 amino acids.
AUGUCGACCACAAAACGCUCCUUCAAGCGUCCCUUCCAGCCUAGCAUCAGCUCGUAUUUUGGCCACCCUACCCGCGACAGUGCCCCAACACCCGGCACCCAAGUGCACACACCAAGCUUUGCCCUCCCCAACACCAUACAAUCCUCUUUGCUGAACGUUGGAAUGCGUGUUCGAAAAUCCGUUCCGGAGGGAUAUCAGACGCAGCGGAAGUUAUCUUGCGGCGUUCCCAGUGCCUAUAAUAAUCUUACGCCGGAGCGCAACAGCGUCACCCCAUCGCGCGGCUUCACCGGCCUGGUGCCAUAUUGCGGGAUCCUCAAGAUCGGUGGUCACAAUACGCAGCCAGCCCCCUCCGAAGAAGAUCUCCCGCCCUUGCAGUUUGAUAGCGAUGACUGGGGGUUUCUGUCAAGUCAAGAAUCGAAAGCAUCCUCCGAUUCCCUUCGACCCAUAGUCACUGUGCCCGUGGUGAGCAACCACAAACGCCGUCGCGAGGACGAAGAUGACGAGCUGGAUGUGGAAUCGCAGCCCGUCUCUCCUCGUCCCUACCCCCCAUUCAGCCAUACACGAAUGCCAAACUUGGAUCAAUUGAGGCCCAUCGCAGUGCCCAAGACGAGGAAGAAGCCCGUACUCGAAUUAUUUGAGCUGAAGGAGAGCGAGAUGAUUGACGUGGGAGGUUUUGGAGAGGCCGAAUUCUUCCGGCCAGACGAAUGGGAAAAUGAUUGGGGUCAUGCGAAGGAGACGUGA